CGCUUCUCUCUCUGUUUGCGCUGUUUCGACGACGUGUCGAAGGGUCGCCGAGCGUUGAGCAAUCCCUGCGAACCAGCCCAGUAACCUGAAACGACGCAAGACAGCAUGGCAUCCACGACCGGGAGUCACCCGGACGGCCAGCCACAGACCGGCCCGAACAAGCUGGCCGCCGCCUUCGGCCGGCAAUUGUCGCUGGCGUCUCGGUCGGUGCACGCUGAUGACUACACCAACACGCAUCCGGCGGUCGCGCCGCCAAUGCACGUCUCCACAACGUUCCGUUACGCGGAUAACCCUGAGGAGCUGGUGCCCUGGUCCGACUUCACCCCUCCCCCGGCGGAGACGUCGUACAUUUACUCACGGUUGAAGUCGCCAAAUGCCACGCGGUAUGAAGCCAUCCUGAGCUCGCUUCUGGGCGGCCCGGCGGUGUCAUAUGCCUCCGGACUGGCCGCUUUCCAUGCCAUGAUUGUGUUCCUCAACCCGAAGCGCGUUGCCAUCGGUGGCGGCUACCACGGCUGCCACGGGAUACUGAAGCUGAUGAACAAGCUCAAGGGGCUUGAGAAGCUGGAGCUGGAGGACGAGAGCGACCUGGCCAAGCUGCAGAAGGGAGACGUGAUCCACGUCGAGACGCCGCUGAACCCAACAGGCGAGGCGCGGGACCUGGCUUAUUACCGCAAGAAAGCGGACGAGUUGGGUUGCUACCUGACCGUCGACGCAACCUUUGCGCCGCCGCCGCUGCAGGACCCGUUCAGCUACGGUGCCGACAUAAUCAUGCACAGCGGCACCAAAUACUUUGGGGGGCACAGUGACAUGCUCAGCGGCGUGCUGGUGGUCCGGCCGGAUCGGGCGCACGGCGGGGAUGGGAAACCAGGCUGGUUGGAGGGGCUCCGAGAGGAGCGGUUGCACCUCGGCGGCGUCAUGGGCAGCCUUGAGGGCUGGCUUGGCGUGCGCAGCCUGCGGACGCUGGAACUGCGGGUGAUGAGACAGACCGAGAACACGCAGCACUUGGUCGACUGGCUCGUGGCGCAGAAAAAGGCCGGCGGAAACAUCGUGGCCGAUCUGGUGUACAAGAUUCAGCACGCAUCGCAGCAGCCCGAGGCUUCUGAGCCGGACUCGUGGCUGCGCAAGCAGAUGCCCAACGGCUACGGGCCCGUGUUCUCGCUGUGGCUGAAAUCGGAAGAGCAUGCUAAGCGGCUGCCGAGCAAGCUGUUCCUGUUCCACCAUGCGACCAGCCUGGGCGGUGUAGAGAGCCUGAUCGAGUGGCGGGCCAUGAGCGACACCACCGUUGACAGGAGGCUGGUGCGGGUCAGCAUCGGCGUCGAGGGCUGGGAAGAUCUGAGAGAUGAUCUGCUCCAGGGUCUGCAGGCACUGGACAAAGAACUAAAGAACUGAGUCCGGGAUGCGGGAGCGGCCGGUGCAUUGGGAGGGUGUGGGCGAUCAUUCGGAUACGGUGUGUUCGGCUGGUCACGGGAGAGAGCCGGCUUCCCAGACGGCGCCCGGCAGCUUCGGCGUCGGCACCAGCAGCUCACAGCCCAAUAUGAUGCCAGCUUCCCACUGUGCCGCUGUAGUGCAGACCAGGCAGUAGCCGCGAUGCAGGUUCUCGGGUGUUUGAUGUU
Messenger RNA from Thermothielavioides terrestris NRRL 8126, 1613 nucleotides. RefSeq lists its product as uncharacterized. Bases 106 to 1389 code for a protein of 427 amino acids. The transcript has 2 exons. Gene Ontology annotation, cellular component: cytoplasm. Gene Ontology annotation, biological process: transsulfuration. NCBI's taxonomy places the organism in Eukaryota, Fungi, Ascomycota, Sordariomycetes, Sordariales, Chaetomiaceae. The record is from RefSeq and is a predicted model, not a curated record. Gene Ontology annotation, molecular function: carbon-sulfur lyase activity; pyridoxal phosphate binding.